Drosophila ananassae is the source of this 3301-nucleotide messenger RNA. RefSeq names its product ras GTPase-activating protein 1 (gene vap). The record is from RefSeq and is a predicted model, not a curated record. Bases 377 to 3235 code for a protein of 952 amino acids. Gene Ontology annotation, molecular function: protein binding. Gene Ontology annotation, biological process: regulation of GTPase activity. The transcript is spliced from 9 exons. Lineage: Eukaryota; Metazoa; Arthropoda; Insecta; Diptera; Drosophilidae.
GAAGCUCUCUUGAAAGAAAUUCACCAAAAUUGUUUGCGGUCACACAGCAUCAACUAAUUAGUUAUUGGUAAAAAAUUUACAAGUCUUUUUGUUUGAUGAUAUUUGAAAGCGCCCGUAAAAGUAUAGAUCCCGUAAACAAGAGAGUUAAUUCGUUCAAAACUUCGGACAGUCCUAGCCUUUCUUUAAAAGUAAAAAUGCUCUUAUAGGAGCUGUAAACAUGGAAUCAAUUAAAUAAGAAAUUAAAACGGGAUGAUAAACGAGAUCUCAUACGUCAUUUAUUAAUAAGAGUAUAUUUCAUAAAAAAAGAGCUAUUCGAAUAAUCUAAAAAUAUUUUACUAAUGCGUUAGAUUUUUUAAAGCUGAGUAUUUAAAAUAAAAUGGCAGACCUUCUGCAGCUGACUAGUAUUGAUGUUAUUCAGAAAGAAACACCCGACUCUCCAACGGAAUUCUCAGACGAUGGACACUUAACAACCUUGGGAGGAAUGGGAGGGUUAGGUGUUGGAGUUACUGGUGUAAUGGAUUUAUCUGAUUUGGGACAAGAAUUGGAUCAGGAUGAGUUUGAUGGACUCCAUAUGCUAAAUGGUGAACGACCGGCAAUCAUUGCACCUCCUGAGAGUGAAUGGUAUCACGGGCGACUGGAUCGGUACUCAGCAGAAUUGCGAUUGCGAGGAAGCAGUAAAUUAGGAAGUUAUUUGGUUCGCGAAAGUGACAGAAAACCAGGUUCUUAUGUUUUAAGUUAUUAUGGGCGCACCGGGAUAAACCAUUUUCGGAUCACUGCUGUAUGUGGAGAUUUUUACAUCGGAGGUCGACAGUUUAUUUCGUUGAGCGACCUUGUCGGCUAUUACACAUCGUGCAGUGAUUUACUGAAACGAGAAAGGUUGGUUAUACCUGUAGCACCACCAGAACCAGUCAAUGACAAAAAGCGUGUCGUCGCCAUUUUGCCUUACACAAAAAUGCCAGAGACCGAUGAACUGAGCUUCCAAAAAGGUGAUAUUUUUUUUGUACACAAUGACAUGGGCGAUGGAUGGUUAUGGGUCACCGCUCAUCGCACUGGAGAGCAGGGAAUGAUUUUUCGAGAACUUGUAGAUGAUUUGGAUGUUUCAAUCGAUCCAAAUACAGUGUUUCCCUGGUUUCACCCAAAUUGUACAAAAAACGAAGCAGUGGACAUGUUGGUUAAAGCUGGACCAGGAAGUUUUUUAGUUCGUCCCAGUGAUAAUUCUCCAGGCGAUUACUCGCUUUUUUUUCAUAUCAAUAACCAAAUUCAAAGAUUUCGUAUUGAGAAAAAAGGUGUGCGAUAUUUAAUGGGUGGACGUACUUUUGAAUGCUUGGAUGCAGUAAUAAACAGAUAUCGUAAGGAACAAAUUGUGGAAGGCCACUCACUGAACCAUCCUGUUGUCAACGGUGUACAGCCUGAGUUCAAUCAACAGUAUGUAGUUGAAAAAGCCGCUGAAAAAAUUUAUGCAACACUACGUGAGUGCCGUGAUCAAAUUGGCUUAAAGAAAAUAAAAGGAAUCAAACACCAUGGGCAUUUAAACAAGAAAUCUGAUAAAACUGCAAAAUGGAAACAACUUUACUUUGCUCUUAUCAAUGAUGGAUCUGAGACUCAACUUUGUUUUUAUGAUAAUCCCAAAAAAACAAAACCGAAAGGUCUGAUUGAUUUGUCGUGUGCAUAUCUGUAUCAGUGCCACGAUUCUCUAUGGGAGCGUCCCUUUUGCUUUCAAAUUGUAGAGAGAGCACUACCUUGCCUGGCUACAGUAACUUAUCUUUGCUCUCCUAGCCAGGAGAGUUACGUAGAAUGGAUAAACGCACUGAAAGCACAAUGUGAUUCACAACUUAGUCGUGCUCAAAAAAAGGUUUCUCGUCUUCGAGAAUUGCGUUGUCUGAAUUUACACGUACUUGAAGCACAUCGUUUACCAUUUAAAUUAGUACCACAUCCUUACUGCAGCAUUUCUCUUAAUCAGGUUAAAGUGGGCAAAACGCGCGUCAAAAUAGCUCCAGAGCCUGUUUGGGAAGAGGAGUUCAUACUUGACGAUGUUCCCCCUGAUGUCGUAUCCCUAACUAUAACUCUUAUAUCACGAGGAAAGCGUGGAAAAGAUUCAGAGGUGGCUGAGCUAACAAUCGACUUAGCCAGUCUUAAGAAUGGUCAGGAGACUGAGGGCUGGUAUCAACUCACUGGAAUGACGCCAAUGGGUGAGUGGGGAUCCUUACGUUUAAGAUUACGAUACCUCGACGAUCUUAUAAUGCCUUGCGAAGAGUACAGCCCACUUCAGCAACUGCUUCUGGAAUCAGAGCUUUAUGCAGUAAAAGCCUUAGCUGAGUUAUGUCACAAUGAUCGUGUACCACUAGCGACGGCAUUAUUGCGAGUUUUCCGUCACGAAAAACGAGAAACCGAGCUUAUUCGGACGUUGUGUCAAGCAGAGGUAUCACGUGAAAAUGAAACUACAACGCUAUUUCGUGGGGCAUCUUUGGCUACCACAUUAAUGGAUCUGUAUAUGCGAGCAGAAUGCGUUGGAUUUUUACAAUCUGCCGUAAGCGAAACGGUGCAGCGAAUUUUAGACAGUAAGCAGUCAGCCGAACUUAAUCCUACAAAGAUGGAUGUAAACGAUGACGCUUGCACAAAUGCGGAAUUUCUUUUGCAAAUUCUUGAUCUUGUAACGCAGUCAAUAUUUACUUCACCAGAUGCUUGCCCGCGAAAUGUGCGCUAUAUUUGUAACUGCCUUCAGAAAGCUGUAAUGGCUAAAUGGCCAACAGAACGUUUGGUCCGUACCCGUGUUGUAUCUGGAUUUAUUUUUUUGCGUCUAUUGUGUCCAGCAUUGCUAAAUCCGCGACAGUUUGGUUUAGUUGGUGAAAAUCCACCUAUGGCUGCCACCCGUUCAUUAAUUAUGGUUGCAAAGUGUCUACAAAAUUUAGCUAAUUUAAUAGAAUUUGGAGGAAAGGAACAAUAUAUGGAGGUUGUAAAUCCUUUCAUACUUAAAAAUAAAGAGCGUAUGAUUGUUUUCUUAGAUCAGCUAUCGUUGGUAACAGAUCCUAAUCCAUCGCUUGGAAUAUAUAUGGACCAAAGUUUAAGCCUUAAUUUACAAGAUACCGGGCGUGAACUGGCUACAUUACAUCAUAUCUGCGUAUCCCACUUACAAGAGCUGCAGGAAUUAUCAAAUAUACUUUCAAUCAAGAAACUCGUAACAGUCACAGACAUGUUGUCAAAGCAUAAAAUAAAGUACCGCGAGAUGAUCAGCUAAAGUUUUUGUAUUCCAAAAUAAACUAUUGAAUGUCAUAGUAGUAAACAAUAAAUAUAUGUCGAUUUA